Molecule: messenger RNA, 2088 nt
Organism: Penicillium nucicola
Lineage: Eukaryota; Fungi; Ascomycota; Eurotiomycetes; Eurotiales; Aspergillaceae
Product: ELMO/CED-12 family protein
Exons: 3
Coding region: 1-2088 (695 amino acids)
Biological process (GO): actin filament organization; cell motility
Cellular component (GO): plasma membrane
Source: RefSeq, a predicted model, not a curated record
AUGGAGAAUGUCAAUGUCUCUGAAUUGGUCGAGCGCCUGGGUAGCGAUGAAGAUGCCGUGCGCAAGAUGGCGGUCUUCAAGCUUCAGAGCAACAUCGGCGACCCGUCCUUUGCGGACCUCUUCAUCGCAGAGGGGGGUCUGGUCCGAUUACGCUAUUUAACUCUUCAUGCGACGGGCAAUACCUUGGCCUAUAGCUUGACCAGCUUCGCCAGGUUGCUCGACGUAGAUAAAGGGUGGGAAUGUGUUGAUCAGGAGUUGGUGGAACGAAUUGUCGAAUUGAUUGUCACCCAUCCCCUGGUCAAUAUUCUUCGAGGCGCCAUGUCGAUUCUCGUCUCCGUCGUCUCGCAUCCGUACAUCGGGAACCGUGCAUCCCAGGUCGACCACUUUGGGUUCCGUGCCUUGAAGCCCGCCAUCGCUAUAUACCCUCAAUUCCUGGAAAUGCUAGUGAGCCGACUCUCCUCCGCCGACCACGCCCUGUGCGCCAAUGCCCUACAAUUGAUCAACUCCCUCAUGCGCGACUCGAUCACACACGACUCUGAAGCCGAGUGGCCCAAGUUCAUUCAAAAGCUCCAGGAUCUGGGGGUGAUCAGGGCUGUCUAUAUGCUGAUGCAGGACUCUGCCCUGCAAGACCUAGCGCAUCCAUUACUCGAAUUCCAGUCGUUGACAAAGGUGCUGUUACGGAAAUGGAGAGACCUUCCAGUCAACCAAGAGAAGCCUGAACAUCGCCGCGCGUUGAAGGGGGUCCACCUAGCCAGUAACCCGCCGAAGCGCCCCGACGAGACGACUGAAAAUGGCGACGAUGCACGGCGCUCAAAACGACAUCAUCCGGAGAAGUGGAGGCGGCUGGGAUUCGAGACGGAGAGCCCAGCCAUGGAAUUCUACGAAGUUGGUUUCCUCGGGAUGAUGGAUCUGGCGGACUAUGUGCGCAGCCAUCAGGAUGAAUUCCAAAAAAUGCUUUUGGAGCAUUCUACAAAGCCGGCACGACAACGGUGCCCGAUUGCACGCGCUUCUCUGGCCGUGACUUCGAUUCUAUACGAGCAUUUCGAAGUGGACAAGUCUGAGAUGGAUGAUACCAAGGCAUAUCUCAUUUCGGAGUCUCGCUCGGGCUUUGAUAAACUAUUCCAGCCGUUACUAUUACAUUGGACCCGGCUUCAUGUUGCCGGGUUGCAAGCCUUCUUCCGCCUGUGGAAGGCGACUGCCGCUGAAGUGGAGGAUUUGGACAAGCUUAUCGAGCUCAUACGGAUCCUCAUCGAAUCCGUGGUCGGCGGAGCUUCUCGGACCAAGGAUGUACAGGAUGUGGAAGAGGAGCUGGCCGAUUUUGAAUAUAACCGUCUGCGUGGGCUACAGAUGGAACUUCUCGAACUUACGUACGAGGAUGCAUGGGGUCCGCACCUGCGCCAGGUGCGCGAGGAGCUCCAACACGAAGCCCUUCAGUUUGUCAAGGAGCAACGAAUCCGAUGUCUCCUUCGAGGGGCUUGGUUUGCCAUGGACUCUGGCUCGAAAGCCGAUGGAGCAGUGCAGAAGUCCACCGGGUCACAUCGGUUUGCUCAACUCUCUCACAAUCGACGAUAUCUACAUUUCGGGACAUUUAACUCCAUGGGUGACGGGGCUCCAGAGCUAGAUACUCUGCCAGAGAAAAUUGACCUCUCCAUGGUGUCAUCUGUAGUCUCCAAUAUUUCCACAACACCAGACCAUGCUUCUACAGCUACAGUCAAGUCUACGCCCCGUCAGCCAGCAACCAAGAUCACCAUCCACGGUUAUGCUCCAUCUUCUUCUCAUGGUCAAGGCAAGGGCCAUACCCGCUCGGCCAGCAGGACAACCCAGAAAGAGGUGGUCCUACUUACGCUGCGGCCUUCCUCACACAGCAUUGCAUCUGAAUGGCUGGACGGUCUAUUGAUGCUUCUAAACCAGCAACCCAUCACCGCCGAGACCACCAAGCUGAUUGAUCUGGUCAGCAACUACGGGUUGAAAAUCCGUCUGCUUAAUGUCCGCUUCGACGAUGCUACCUUCGCAGGCGAGGCUCCUGAGGUUCCAUCCCGUGAUGGACUAGAUGAAGACUAUUAUUAUGAUGUCUUUGGUGGCGCAUAA